Chara braunii is the source of this 3360-nucleotide messenger RNA. Lineage: Eukaryota; Viridiplantae; Streptophyta; Charophyceae; Charales; Characeae. The record is from the annotation of a GenBank genome assembly.
AUCUUUUCUGAUAGCCACCACUAAUUAUUUGGUCUGUGUACUAAGCUGUGGUAGGCAUCUAGAAUGAUCUAGUGCGAACAGUGCACAUUGUUGUAGCCUAUGAGCGACGUGGAGGACACCGGAGAGGACGACCGCAGGACUUUACGAUCGGCUAGAGGACCGGUAUCCCAUGUGUCUUUAGGAUCAGAGGGUGAUAAGGAACUGUUCCAACGAGAAAGGGAAAGGAGAGCUAGAGCAGCUGAGGCCAGCAGGGCAUUUGCUAGCGAGGCGAGUGCUAUAGCAGCCAUGGCUACCACAUCCAUGAGCACGUCUGCACAGCAGACUUCCCAAGCCGGAAGUUCAGGUACCGCCGGGUCCACGGUCGUGCAGACCGUGAGUCAGUCCACUGGCUUAAUGGCAAGCCAGCCUGCGGUGUUGUCCCCAGAGGAUGUCGCCAUCCAGCAGGCAGCCCUGCAAGAGGCACAGCUACAGCAGGCAUUAGGAAAGAUAAAAAGGGAGAAAGAGAUGAUGAUUAGAAGAAGAGCCAGGAUGGAAAAGAGAGGGACAGACAUAGAGGAGUUAGAGACGAUGGACCUGACGCAUAUGGAUGAGGAUGUGAUGGUAGUUAGGAGGGCCCUGCUAGGUGUAAUUGAGAUGCAGGAGCAUCAAACUACCCUCCUUCAGGACAUUCAACAAAGCCUAGCCGUGUUGGCAGGGCGUGCUCAGGCAACACCAUCACCAGCAGGGCCUGGUGCCUGGACCGGUGACAUAGCGUUUUCAAGCUCCUCAGUGCAUGGGUGCCGUGUUGCCUCCCGGCAAGCAUCUUCUGAUGAAGGACGAUGCCAGCAGAAGAGCCAUGUGCCGCGAUCCACUGCACCAAGAGCAGUACUGCAUGUGGAGAAAGUGGAAAUAAGUGCGGCAGCAGCAGCGGUGCCGACCACGGCGGCACCACCACCUGCUUGGCCCGGCUUUGUUGAAGUUCCAGCAGAUAAGAAGAAGUGGAAAGGCCAGAAGCCCAUUGCUCUGAUAGGCUCCACUGGCUCCAUUGGAACCCAGACAUUGGACAUUGUUAACGAGUUCUCAGACUACUUCAGAGUUGUCGCAUUGGCGGCCGGUUCCAACAUCACUCUUCUUGCUGAGCAGAUUCGGCAGUUUCAACCAAGCCUAGUUUCCGUCUCAAGGAGUGAGCUGAUUCCAGAGUUGAGGGAAGCUAUUGCUGAUGUUGAGAAUAAACCGGAGAUCAUGGCCGGUGCUGAAGGCUUAUGCGCGGUUGCAGCUCAUCCAGAGGCAGUCACUGUGGUGACCGGCAUUGUUGGAUGCGCAGGACUUCCGCCAACAGUUGCAGCAAUCAAGGCAGGGAAAGAUAUAGCGCUGGCAAACAAGGAGACUCUCAUCGCAGGUGGCCCUGCAAUCUUGCCGUUGGCCCAUGAACAUGGGGUGAAGAUUCUCCCAGCUGACUCGGAACACUCGGCUAUAUUCCAGUGUUUGCAAGGCCUUCCUGAAAAUGGGUUACGCCGGAUUAUCUUGACUGCUUCGGGUGGUGCCUUCAGGGAUUGGCCAGUGGAGAAGCUGAAGACUGUUACGGUUGCUGAUGCGUUGAAGCAUCCGAACUGGUCGAUGGGGAAGAAGAUCACAAUCGAUUCUGCCUCAUUGAUGAAUAAGGGUCUUGAAGUGAUUGAGGCCCAUUACUUGUUUGGUGCAGAUUACGACAACAUCGACGUUGUCAUUCACCCUCAAAGUAUAAUUCACUCUAUGGUGGAGACGCAGGAUUCCUCUGUUCUGGCCCAGCUUGGUUGGCCGGAUAUGCGUCUGCCUAUCAUAUACACGAUGUCUUGGCCGCAGCGCCUUCCGACCUCAGAGGAGACCUGGCGGCGUCUCGACUUCGUCAAGAUGGGAGACCUGACAUUCAGGGAGCCAGAUCGUGCCAAAUACCCGUCGUUGGACCUUGCCUAUAUGGCUGGAAGAGCAGGGGGUACAAUGACCGGAGUGCUUAGUGCUGCCAACGAGAAAGCGGUUGAGCUCUUCAUUGACGAGAGGAUCUCUUACCUGGAAAUCAUGAAGGUGAACGAGAUGGUAUGCGCGGAGCACAUGGCGGAUCUUGUACAUCGCCCAGACAUCGAUACUAUUAUCCAUUUUGACCAAUGGGCUCGCCGGCACGUUGAAGAAAUAGUCAACAAGGGGAGGUUAGCGACCGCAGCGAAACUGUAGUGGCAUCUGGAGGAUGCGCACAAGGUAUGUAACAUAGGCUGGGAGUGGUGGGUGUUCUCCAGCUCUGCUCUGUUUUCUGCGGCAGCAAAUGGCGGGAAGUAGUGGGUGUCCUUCUCCUAUCUCUGCACUGCUUGGUUUCUUCGACAGCGAAUGGCGGGUGAUGUGGGUGUCCCCUCCUCCGAUCUCUGCUCUGCUUGUCUUUUUCGGCAGGGAAUGGAUGGCGAUGAGCCGACAACCAUUGAUUCCGGAUGACAAGUCCAGGAAAGAGGAACUGACAGGAGCAGCGGGGGGAUUGGUUGAUUUGAGAGAAGGGAGGUGAUGGUGCAUUUGUCACCGGUCGAUGGUUUAGUGAAUUGAAUCUAGUCUGUUCUUAAUCCAUUUGGCAUUGUGUGUUGAAACUCUUGCUCCACUUUGUCCUUUCUUUUUCUAAGGACAGCGCUGCCCGAUUGGUGAUGGGGCGGCGGAGGAGGGAGGGGGGUGGGGGGAGGGGGAAGAUGAUGCUGUUUUUGUUUUUACCCCUUCUACUUGGGUUCUUAUGCCGUGUAUGCCAGGCCGGCAUUCGAUGUCGUGACUGUCAUCUCUUUUGUCAUUGGGUGGUGACCCGCCGAAGGAAGCUCACACGCAGGAUCUGCUUAGCUUUCAUAGGUGCUGUAGAUCUAUCAAGCGAGCAUGUACGCUCCAGGUCUGUUUUCGUUCCAUCUGUGCAUUGGUGUAUACAUCAAGGUUGCUUUGCUUAGGUAUUGACGAAACUAGCAAGGCUACAAUCGUCCCCGUCACACAAUGCACUGCCAUCGUUAGUUCAUCGGACCAGAAAAUAUCUUGUAUGUAUUCAUGAUGAUGGGGGGCGUUGUGUUGGGGGGAAGACAAACCCCCGGACACAAUGCAAAGCUUUGGAGUUUCACCUAUCCCCUGCCUGUUCGCCGUUACUCUACUGUUGUCACUUGCAGUAAAGCCCAUAAAAAAAAAUAAUAAUAAUGAAGUAUUCUCUCUCUCUCUCUCUCUUCUGUACAUGCGUGCUGUGUGGUUGUGUGCUUGCAUACACGGACACGUGCAGGUUAGCAAGCAGGCAAGUUACCUUGCUUCUAUUCUCCGUUUACUUUUUUUCUUUUUUCCCCCUCUCUCUUUGAAGCAUUGUGUAUUGUUUUUUUGGAGAAACAAAAGGCAUUUGAUCAA